Messenger RNA from Macadamia integrifolia, 963 nucleotides. RefSeq lists its product as uncharacterized. The record is from RefSeq and is a predicted model, not a curated record. NCBI's taxonomy places the organism in Eukaryota, Viridiplantae, Streptophyta, Magnoliopsida, Proteales, Proteaceae. The coding region runs from base 215 to 808 and encodes 197 amino acids. The transcript has 5 exons.
UGGAAUCAUGCUUUAAUCAGUUGCGUCUCGUUUUUUCCUCUAGCUUUGCUUAAAUUUCAAUUUCGAAGGGCAAGAAGAAGAUAACAAGCAAUUAAGGCUCCGGAUUCUGGAUCCUCCUUGCAGUCGUUCAAUGUUAACGACUUGGAAUCGAGCAAUUCGAGAACUGGGUUAAUCGACUGGAGUCCGAUUUCUCAGUUCUCGAGUACAAAUCGCGAUGCAGCGGUUGAGGGCCUCUGGGUUUUCUGUUUCUGCUUCUCAGGCCGUGCCUCGGUUGAGGAGAAAAGCUUUGAACACAUGGUCAUCUGUUCAAGAUGCUUAUUUUUCGACCAAGGAUGUUUUUGAGAGGCAUCGGGUGGUAUUUACAGUCUCAACUUCUUUGGCAUCGAUUGCUACAGCAUGGUUUGGUUAUUCUUUGAGGUACCUUCAUCAAGCUAAGGUUGAGGAAAGGCUCGAGUCAAUUGAAAAUGCUAUGAAACACAAUUCUCAUAUUGAACAUGCUGAGAUUAAGAAUAUGGUUGGUUCAGGAAAUGUCAGCACUGCAGCUUGUGUUGCCACUGCUGGAACCUCUUUAGUUAUUGGGUAUGGCUUGGGUUGGAGAGGUGGCAAAUGGUUUGCAAAUAGGAAGUUCAGACAGGAGCAAAUGAAGUUGCUUGGCCAGAUUAAGCCCAGGAGGUGGCAGCAGUUGCAGUUUCUUAAAAGACCAAUUGCAAGAUACAGAGGGACAGAAAAUGCUGUUAAGACUCCCGAAGCAUCGCAAACUAAGAUCUCUACCUCCACCACAGCUACACCUACUUCCCAAACUGUAUAAUUAACUUGUCAAUAUAUAUAUUUUUAAUUAUUAUUAAUUUUCAAUUGUUAUUGCCGAGUUUAUGCCUUAGGAAGGUUACUGUUUCCAAACAUGAUUAGUUUGUACUUGUCUUCCUUGUGCUUGUUGCUUUUAAAAGGAAAGUUUAUACUGUGAAA